Messenger RNA from Xiphophorus couchianus (Monterrey platyfish), 2048 nucleotides. RefSeq names its product SRY-box transcription factor 10 (gene sox10). Lineage: Eukaryota; Metazoa; Chordata; Actinopteri; Cyprinodontiformes; Poeciliidae. The record is from RefSeq and is a predicted model, not a curated record. Bases 574 to 1941 code for a protein of 455 amino acids. The transcript has 4 exons. Gene Ontology annotation, cellular component: nucleus. Gene Ontology annotation, molecular function: DNA-binding transcription factor activity, RNA polymerase II-specific; RNA polymerase II cis-regulatory region sequence-specific DNA binding. Gene Ontology annotation, biological process: morphogenesis of an epithelium; neural crest cell migration; negative regulation of transcription by RNA polymerase II.
CUCUUUAAGCCCUGGCACGGACACACAGAGCCAGCAUUCAUUCUCGGGCUGCGAGCGAGGGGGCUGGGAAGCGAGCGUCACUCUGGAGACUCGGGAACUCACGGAUCCUCGUGCUAAACCGGCGACCUCCUUUUCUCAUUCCCGAAGUCCUCGCUGUUGGAUUUCGACCGCAGGACACCCGCAGGAGAGAGAGAACGGGAAGUCAGAAAGGAAGUGGGACUGGGUGAGUUUGGCACGGACCGCUGUCCAUUAGCAGGUAAACUGGGGUCCAAGGUGCGCACUGAGCCGCCUAUGAUACCAACAACGCGGAUGGAAAGAACUUUAAUGUGGAACCCUCACAGAGUUUUGCAACGCAGGCUCAGAGUAGAGACAGACUGGCAGUUUAUAUUAUAACUUCAUUGGAGGCCAAAGAGACAGAAGGGAGAGCUUCCGCUCGGCGAGUCAUUCUAAGGUAAAUAGGUAGAAGCCGGAGCCUGACAGGUAGAGCUGAGCUUUCAGGAACAGUUUGGUACUCCGGAGGAGAGAGAGAGAGAGUGUGUCUAAGAGAGAGAAAGAGAAAGGGGGGCAAAGAAGAUGUCCAGAGAGGUCCAGAGCAUUUCAGAGUUGGAGCUCAGUCCCGGCAUCUCGGACGACAGUCGCUCCCUGUCCCCGGGUCAUUCCUCCAGCGCGGCAGAUGGAAUCGACUCGCCUCUCGGCGGGCAGGAGCCGCAGCUGACGGCUCUGGACGAGGCCUCGGCGGGCUGCUCCUCCGUCAGGUCCGACGACGAGGACGAGCGCUUCCCCGCCGGCAUCCGCGAGGCGGUGAGUCAGGUGCUCAACUGCUACGACUGGACCAUCGUGCCGAUGCCCGUGCGCGUGAGCGCCGGAAGCAAGAGCAAGUCGCACGUGAAGAGGCCAAUGAACGCCUUCAUGGUGUGGGCGCAGGCCGCGCGGAGGAAACUGGCCGACCAGCAUCCCCACCUGCACAACGCGGAGCUCAGCAAGACCCUGGGGAAGCUGUGGAGGCUUCUCAAUGAGAGUGACAAGCGACCGUUCAUCGAGGAGGCCGAGAGGCUGAGGAAGCAGCACAAGAAGGAUUACCCGGACUACAAAUACCAGCCGCGACGCCGCAAAAACGGGAAGCACGGCUCCGGGUCAGGAAGUGAGGCCGAUGGCCAUUUGGAGGGUCAGAGCCACAGUCCUCCCACACCUCCCACCACUCCCAAGACCGAACUUCAGUCUGGAAAGACAGGAGAUGGUAAGAGGGAGGGAGCUGGGAAUGGUGGCACACGGGGGACAACGGGAGCAGAAGGCGUUCCUGGAUCUGGCAAACCUCACAUUGACUUUGGUAAUGUGGACAUCGGUGAGAUAAGCCAUGAGGUGAUGGCCAACAUGGAGCCGUUUGAUGUCAAUGAGUUUGACCAGUACCUUCCCCCCAACGGGCAUCCAGGGGUUGGUGCAGCAGCAGGAGGAGCUGCAGCAGCCUCUCUGGCCUCUCCGUUUGCCUACGGCAUUUCGUCGGCUUUGGCUGCAGCCGGCGGUCACUCCGCAGCUUGGCUCUCCAAGCAGCAGCAGCCGCAGCAACAUCACAGCUCCCCGCUGGGCUCAGAUCCAUACAAGGCGCAGAUUAAGAGCGAGGCCGAAGGUUCUGGGUCUCACUUUGCGGAAGCAGCCUCAGCAGGUGCCCACGUCACCUACACGCCGCUCAGCCUUCCCCACUACAGCUCUGCUUUCCCCACGUUGGCCUCAAGGGCUCAGUUUGCGGAAUAUGCCGACCACCAGCCUUCGGGGACGUACUACGGCCACUCCGGCCAGGCUUCGGGGUUGUACUCUGCCUUCUCUUACAUGGGGCCUUCGCAGAGGCCUCUUUACACCGCCAUCACUGACCCAACUAGUGCAUCGCAGUCGCACAGCCCCACGCACUGGGAGCAGCCCGUCUACACAACAUUAUCGCGGCCAUGACAGACGGCCAGAGCAGAACGCGCCGGUGCAGGUUCUGCCCCAGUGUCAGACCAAAGCAGUUUGCUACGUCAGAGAUGGAGGUGCUCUGGUCUGGGGAGGGAGUGGGC